Messenger RNA from Lichtheimia ornata, 504 nucleotides. RefSeq lists its product as uncharacterized. The record is from RefSeq and is a predicted model, not a curated record. The transcript has 2 exons. The coding region runs from base 1 to 504 and encodes 167 amino acids. Lineage: Eukaryota; Fungi; Mucoromycota; Mucoromycetes; Mucorales; Lichtheimiaceae.
AUGUGGGUUAUUCAGCGAGCUACUUGUCUUGUUCCCUUUGGAUUCUUGAUGGAUGCAGCUAUCAUUGGAUGUCGACAAGGUUUUAUUCAUUUGGCUUCAUUGCAUGCGGGCUAUUCAGCAAGCUACUUGUAUUUUGGUCCUUUGGAAUAUUCAUCGAUGCAGGUAUCAUUGCUAAGUAUCGUUCUAUGUGUUCGGGAAAGUGUUUACCGUGCAUCGUUUAUAGGCGAAUCAUGCCAGGGUCAAAGAGCAACGUCUAUAGCAUCCUUCAGUGUCAGCUUGCCUUAUUACAUCGUUCGAUGGUUUUCGUUACUGUACCACCUAUUGGACACUUCCUUUUAUUUGCAUCUGCAGCGGCAAGGCAACAAGUUCUAUACCUUUUGGUGUCGCCAAGUUUUAUCUCGUCUUAUUGUGGUCCUAGUUGUUGACAACUCUUUCAAUGGAUAUCCUGCUACGCAUGCCUGUUAUCGGUGGAUCAUAUCAGCCACAAGCAAGAAGCAGCAAUGA